AUGUGUAAAGAAAAGCCCGAGAAUCUGGUUAACGAUGCCGUGUUAAAUGGCAAGGCUUCCAUGAUUUCAAACAGCAAAUGUUGGAAACAUGAACCAGAAAACGGAACCACUGAAAACAUGAACCAGAAAAUGGAAAGCCUUAGAACUGAGGUGAAUCAAUUAAAAUUUAAAGUUGAUCCGUUGCUUACUUCAGAGAACGUCGUUGAUGAGCUAAGGAACAACAAACUAAGUCUCGUGAAAGAGAACUCUGAGUUGCGUAAGAAAAUGCUGAACCUUAGUCUUACUACAUCAGAUCUGAAAACUAAAGUAAAAGAUCUUGAACAUGAAAGAGACAGUUUAAUAACAGCACCUAAAUUACAGCAACAGGAUAUCGAACAAAAUCGAACCACCACUCAAAAACGCAUUGCAGAAUGGAAAACAACGUCGGCCCCGAAGAACAAAGACAAUCAAGCGUCUGCUACGUUGAACUUCCACAAUAAUUUUGACACCUUAGACGACGAGGUGGGCGAAGAAAAUGGGGGAACAGCCAAGUGUAAUUAACCUUGACAUUAGUCAACAAUCCGAUCCUGAUCAUCAACCAACCGAAGACAUCACAAUAAUACCUCAACUGGGAGUAAUAACGGCGGAACCUUAACUGGACACAUAACAGAUCGUAGGAACCAAAACAAAGAAAAAUCACAGGAAGCAAAACAAAGCAUAGUCAUCAUCGGUGAUUCCAUUGUAAAACACAUUAUUCCAACAAAAUUGUCUAAGAAAAAGGUGCAUAAAUUUACUUAUCCUGGUAAAACAGCCUCAGAAAUAAACAAUAAACUCGAUUAAUACAAUCGAAUCAAACCUAACGCCUUCCCACGUAGUAUUUCAUGCGGGAACAAACAACAUCCCUUCGCAAUCCGUGGACGAAUGUAUAAACGACAUUGAAAAACUUAUUGUUGGAUUGAAGGAGAAAUUUCCUAAUUCAAAAAUUGGUAUAUCUGGUAUCACAACAAGACAAGAAAUCGACUCGACAUCAAAGGUUAAUGAGGUCAACGAGAAGAUCAAGGCCAUCUCACUAAAGCAUAGUGUUAAAUUUAUUGACAACUCAUCUUUGGACGAAACCUCUCUAAACUCCAGUAAGCUGCACUUGAAUUCAAAGGGUACAGCAAUAUUCAACCUAUUUCUUCAACUUCAUUAA
Paramuricea clavata is the source of this 1171-nucleotide messenger RNA. The record is from the annotation of a GenBank genome assembly. Lineage: Eukaryota; Metazoa; Cnidaria; Anthozoa; Malacalcyonacea; Plexauridae.